Molecule: messenger RNA, 4221 nt
Organism: Purpureocillium takamizusanense
Lineage: Eukaryota; Fungi; Ascomycota; Sordariomycetes; Hypocreales; Ophiocordycipitaceae
Exons: 4
Coding region: 911-3913 (1000 amino acids)
Molecular function (GO): protein binding
Source: RefSeq, a predicted model, not a curated record
AUCCCCUUGCCACGCCGGCUGCCCCCUCCCUCCCCGGCGCGCAUUGUCAUCUGUCGACGACGCAUUACCUGGGCAUGCCGCUGUGUGCCUGACCAGACGACCAGCCAAACGCUUGGGGCGUUGCACUUUACUCCUCCCGUCAUUAUUAUCCUCUCCACAGUCGGCCCAGCCCUAUAGCAGAUCCACGGGCGGGUGUUGGCACCUUGUUCGGAUGCAUGAUAUCACUUGCGGCGCCACCCAACCCUUGCUUUCGUCAGGGAACCUUGACGCCGCCGCGCAAGCAAUUCGACUCCCUCGUCCCGGCCGGCACAUCCAUCAUCGCCAGCGCGCUGCAGCCACUGCGGGAGGCGGCGACCCGAGGAGCCGCCUUCAUUACUACAUACUAAGUUAGUCCAGCUGUGCCCGGUUUGCGCUUUGGGCAAACGAGGCCCAGCAGCAGCGCGCGUGACGGGCCCUAGCCGGACGACGGGUCAGCCCUUUCGGACUUCUUGCGCUCCUCUGUCCACCCGCCCACUGUCCAGCCAGCCCAUUUCGCAAGCUGCGGCGAAGCACGGUCGCGUUUUGUUACCGUAUUGCUCGACGGAACGUCCGGGGUCCCGCCAGACGACUCUCCCGACCACAUCCACGGCGCAUCCAACAUCGCACGUCGCAUCGCUCUCCGCUCCGUGUCUGCGCGACGGCGCGAGCUUGCCGAUUCCUACAAUUAGGCGACGCUUCCGACAGCCCCUCCGACCACCUCCGUCGCCCGCCCUACGACAACGACGGAACCACCCGCUGUCCGCUGCCAGGGCCUGGCGUGACCUGACGUGACCUGCCAUUCCCAUCUCAGCUCCCCCGUGGCGACCAGUCGAGGUGCUCGCCUCCCGGUAGACUCUGGCUUUCCACCCGCAGCAGCCCUGCAGCAUGGGAAAUGUCCACCCAAUUGCCCUCGCUUGCGCUCUCGAGCGAUGGCACACGCAGCUCAACCAACGACGGUGAAGGGGUGCCCAUACCGGGUGCCAACCAGGCCGGCGCAUCCGAGAUCCCGUCUACAGGUCCCAGCAACACCUUAAAUGGCCAAUCUUCGGCGCUUAGUCGCCGGUCCACCGCGACGUUACUGUCCCGAAGCAACACGUCACAAAAUGUUAGGGACAAGGAUGGUGCUAAAGGCCUGUCAAAGGCCUUGUCAACGACGCCGCCAGCUAAUGUCGGCCUGGAUCCUUUGAGCACGCAAAUAUAUCUUCGAACCACUAGCAAUACCGAACCUUCAAUAGCUCAGCGUUUGCGUAAUCCAACCAACAGACCGGAGAGCCCGACGCUGGAUAGCCUACAUGAUACCCCGACAAAGUCGUCCUAUGGGACGUUGGAUCUUAACAAGGAGCGAAGGAAGGGUCCGUCGUUUCUGAGCCGCCUGGGAAUGCGAGGGACAUGGAGAAAAGACGAUGAAUUACCAGACUCAGACUCGGAAAUGGGCGACCCUCGCACCGAUGGUAGCAACGCACGUGCCGUGACAUCGAUCCGUGGAGCGGGCGUUGGCUUCAUCCCCUUGUACAAGGAACCCCCACGUUAUAUCCGGGUCAAGCCUCACAACAAAAAGGGCCGUGAUUUCAACCACAUGUUCCUAGCACAAGAGCUGCUCGGCAGCAAGCAGUCAUCCGACGGAGAGCCUCAGGCCAGAGCCCCAGCCACGGUCGUGGGUAACAAGAUUCUCAAGGGUGGGGACGCUAUUUGGGCGGCCGAGUUCAGCGUGGACGGGCGGUACUUGGCUGUCGCGGGUAAGGACCAGACGGUUCGAGUGUUUUCGGUGAUUUCGACACCUGAGGAACGCCAGGCCCACGAGGAAGAAGAGGAGACCCAGAGCAAAGGCGACGGAGAAAAGCUGAGUGCUCCUGUGUUCCAGAGCAAGCCGACACGGGAGUUUGUGGGCCAUACGGGAGAGGUCCUGGCUCUAAGCUGGAGCAAGAACAGCUUUCUCCUAUCCUCGUCGAUGGACAAAACGGUCAAGCUGUGGCACAUGAGCCGCCAAGAGUGUCUAUGCACCUUCAAGCACAACGACUUGGUCACGUCAAUCGCCUUUCACCCUACAGACGAUCGAUUCUUCCUAGCAGGCUCUCUUGACGCUCAACUGCGACUAUGGAGCAUCCCAGACAAGGCCGUUGCCUUCUCGGUCCAGGCUCAUGAGUUCAUCACGGCCGUGGCGUUUUCUCCCAAUGGCAAAACAGCAAUUUGCGGGCUUUUGAGCGGUCUGUGCUUAUUUUAUGAGACGGAAGGCCUCAAGCUUCUGUUUCACAUUCAUGUACGGUCGUCGAGGGGCAAGAAUGCCAAGGGAAGCAAGAUCACGGGCAUCAGGACUGUCAAAGCUGCCGAUGGGUCCGAGGGCGGUGACGUCAAAGUGCUCAUCAGUUCCAACGACUCGCGUGUGCGGAUAUACAGCCUCAAGACACGCAUGUUGGAGGUCAAGUUUCGCGGUCUCGAGAACCAAUCGAGUCAGAUCCACGCGCGCUUUAGUGAUGAUGGCAAGUAUGUCAUAUCCGGAAGCGAGGAUCGGCGGGCAUACAUUUGGUCGGCAAGCAAUCCGGAGGCAGAGCUGAAGGACAAGCAGCCAUACGAGUGUUUCGAUGCACAUCCCGAGGUGGUGACUACCGCCCUAAUGGCGCCCGUCAAGAGCAAACAACUGUUGAGCGCGUCGGGCGAUCCCAUCUACGACCUGUGCAACCCGCCGCCGGUCCAACUUCUGAGCUUCGAAGAGACAUCGGCGAGUCAGACUCGACUGUCUGAAACAGGCAGCUCAGACCAUCCACAAAAUUCCAAGAAGCCUGAGGAGACACCGGCCUACAUCGAGCGUUCGAAGCACAUGGACGGCAACAUUAUCGUCACCACCGAUCGGACCGGAACCAUCAAAGUAUUUCGGCAGGAUUGCGCAUUCGUCAAGCGACAACAGAACACCUGGGAGACGGGGUCCAAGUUCUCUGGCAAGCUGACUGGCGUUGGGCGCAGCUCUAGCAUCAUCACCAAGACGAGCGCUGGCAGCCGGGUGAACUCUCGACGCGGAUCUCUGAACCUGGGACACAACCCACCACAGGUACAGCCGGCGAGUGACCGAAUUAUGAGCUGGCGCCAGGACAUUGAAGGCAGGGGGAGCACGCCCGCGGCAACGAUUAGGAGCGAGCGGUCUAUGUCACCAAUCAAAGCGAAUCGCUCCCCCCUCAACGCGUCCGCCGCAAAUCUAGCAUCCGAAGCCCGGAGGAAACCGUAUGCCUCUAGCCCAAUCCUUCGUGCGCAACACCCAGGGAGUCCCACAAGCAAUGUGCAGACAAGCAUGGCUUCGUUGCGGUCACGGAAGGACGAAGACGAGCCAGCGGUUCCGCCGACGCCGAGCUUCAGUUUGAUUAGCUCGCCAGACCCGGAAGCCCAAGAUGCAAAGGGAGACGGGAGCUUCUGGAAUCUAGGGCGCUGGAAGCCUAGCCUGCCCACGCUCUCUGGUCUGCGCUAUUCGACAACCUUCAACAGUCCUGCCACGGUAACGGGAUCGCAUCCUGCCGUGCCUCACGCUAGGACGGAGAGCGAGGGUGCCAGCCCUAGAACAGCCAAACCGUCAGCGCGGAGGAGCUUGGGCGUCAAUGACGGUCACCGUCUGAAAGUGACAGAUGAUGCGAGCAGACGACGAUCCACAGGCCCGCUUUUGAAGGCGAAAGCGAGGCUUAACGAAUCUGAAUCGAUAGCUGAGAACAUCGAUGAAUCUCCGGAAGUGGGAGACGAAUUGUUAAGCAGUAAGAAGCGCACAGAUUCGGGUGUGGCGGAGCUAAGUGCAGCAGAAUCAAACGACAGCGACAGAGGAGCGUGCCGAGGCUGUGGUGGCCACAGCUUCGAGACCAAACGACACGGGAGAGAGCGGACCGUGCAAGUUUGCAACCAGUGCGGCACGAAUACAUGAUACCCAACGCGGUGAGCAUUGCUUUCGCCCACGAUUAUCGAUGGGAGACGGACAGCGAGGGAGGGAGACGGAGAGCAAGCGAGACUUGGGGAACGAGCUUCCAUGCCGGAUGGCACGGCCUGAUGGUUGGAAACACAAAACCCAGUUUGGAGUUUGAGGCUGCAUAGAGCGGGCGACUGUUUACUGUAGGCAACAAAUUCGGCGUAUGUCACGGCGGGGACACACAAAGGUGACAAGGCAACACACAUCUCUUGUGGAAACAACGUGUAACAAAUAGCGCAGGAGAGGUAUAAAAGCCUGCUUGUGAC